UUAUCACAUUUGGUUGUAUGUGUCUCGAGUUUAAACCCAUCUCUAAGGCGAAAAGUUAUUUUUUAUAUUGAAUUGAUAAUGAUUACCCCUCUCUCUUUUUUGCUCCAGUAUGAGCCACAUGUAUACUGUCCUAUUAAUAACAAGAGAGUCAAAGACACCUUUCCAAACAGCUGAUUAGUUAGAAUUUGAUAUUGUCUUUCGCAGUAACUAUAGUUUACAACAAGAGUUCCGUCACUUUUAAAUGAAGAACUAUCAAUGAUUGAAACCGGUAAAAACCAUCGCCAUCAUUUACUUCUAGAUAUGUCAAUUACCUUUUCAAAACUAUUCAACUGAUAAAAGUUUUGUCUUUUCAAAUCUAUUGAAAAAUACACAAAAAAAAAACAGUUAAAUAGUUUUAUUUAAAAUAAAUUGACAAUCAAACAAAUCAAAUGAUCAGAAGCAAACAAAUUAAAGAAAGAACAGCAAAUGAAUCAAAUAAACAGUUGUCACUGCCGUAGAAGGCUUGAAACUACAAAAAAAUCUCCUUAGACUUAAUAUAUGCUAUUUUUAUAUUGUAUUAGGAUUUAAACAAAGAUAUAUUGUAUUAGGAUUUAUUUCCUUAUUAUCCAUGAUUUAACUUUUUCAAUGAAACUGACUAAGGAUUACUUGUACCAAAAGUAAUCUUAUUAAGUUGAAUUUAACAUAUAAAAAUAAUACCACGAUGGAAUUAAUAUUUGAAAAAGAUAUGAUAUUUAUCACAUGCCAUACGCUUACGCGUUUCGUACUACUUACAACUCAAAAAAGAAAAAUUCCUUUAUUUUUUUUUUGGUUAAUCUUAUAUAUUAAAAGAGAAGUCACAACUUUAACUCAUGUGUGAUUUUUUAAAAAAUGGACCUAAUGGACCUAUUACUAGAAAAUCAUGUUACAUUUAAUUUAUAAUCUUAUCAUUAUUAUAGAUCUAAAUAACUCACUUUCUAGAUUAUAGGAACUAAAUAAUAUGUCUACUUCAUUAUAGGAAUUAAAUAAUUAUCAAUCUUUUCCAAGCCAAAAACAUGAUAUGAAAACAACCAAUUCAAUAAAAAAAAAUAUACAAUAAAAUUAUUAUGUUUUAACAAGUGAUAGACAUACCUCAUAUAUAUUAUACUAAUAUAUACCAAUGUAGAAUUAAAAAUAAACUAUUUCUAUAAAAAUAAAUGAAAAUAAACACCCGCGCGGUUGCGCGGGUCGAGAUCUAGUUGACAUUUAAAAGUUGCAAGAGAAUCUGCCUCUUUUAGUAAUGUUUCUUCUAUAACACUGUCACUCAUAGUCAUAAUAUGGAAAUACUAAAAGAAAUUACCUUUUUACUAUUACUAGAUUGAGUUCAGUAUAGAAUAUUUCGGGAUUUAAAGAAAAUCUAUUUACUUUUUUGACAGCUCACUUUCCAUAUUCCGUUUACUUCUAGUAACGAUAACAAUGGACAAGUUACACCGACUGAAAUUUUCUUCUACUAUAUAUACUUUAGUUAUACACUAAACCGACACUACAAAUCACGCGGAAGAUUUUGUCUUAACGAUAAAUACGGAACUAUGGAUCUACUAUUAUUUGAAGCUCUCAUGCAACUUCCACCAUCAACAAGAGACACCGUUGUAAAAGUGCUGGAUCAUGCAAGCCAAAACCACCCUACUGAUCAUGAUGAAGAUUAUCCAAAAAGAAUAUGCUUACGAGAAGAAGAAGAGUGUGCUACAGGCACAGUUUGUGUUGAGCCAAGAUUACAAAGUAGUGACUCUGAAGAAUAUUCUUCUUCUCGCUCUUCUAAGACGGUGACAGAAGAAGAGUGUGGACAGUGUUCAAUGGACGAUGAUGAUGAUGAUGAGACAACUUCUCCUUCUUCUUCAGAGACGGUGGAACAACGAAUGAUACUGUACAAGCCACAACAAGAAGAGUAUGAAGAAGACGACGUCGUUUCGACCGAGCUUACGUUGGGAAGUAGUAGCGCACAGCCAUCACGGCAACAAGAAGAACCUUCCUCUUCUUCACCGUCUGAAGAUGAUACAACGGCUCUCUUACUCGUCGAGCUAUGCCGCAUUAGGCCUAUGCAACUUCAAACACAAACUCAGACGCCACACAAGUUUGAUUCGUACAAGUGUGAUGUAUGUGGAAAAGAGUUUACUUCGUACCAAGCCUUAGGUGGACACAAGGCUAGCCACCGAGUUAAGCUGCAACAACCACUUGUUGAAAACGCAAACGCAGAAGCUGGAGGAAAAACGCGGCCCAGGAUGGCCCCAUCCGGUAAAAUACACAAGUGUUCUAUAUGUAACGUUGUGUUUCCUACGGGACAAGCUCUCGGUGGGCAUAAACGCCGUCACUACGAAGGUGUUCUAAGCGGUAACAAACGUAGUCACGACGAGGUUAUAGCUGGGGACAGGUCCAGUCCCAAUCAUGAGAGUGUUGAAACAAACAUGUCGGGUCGGAAGCAGAGUUUUGUAGGCGAUCACAAACGUAGUCACGACGAGGUCAUAGCGGGAGACAAGUCGAGUCCCAAACAUGAGAGUGAUGUAACAAAAAAUCCAGGUCGAAGUUUUAUAAGGUUGUUCGAUCUUAAUGAAUUUCCUUUGCAAGAGUUUGAUGAUAACAACAUGCAAGAAGUUGAUGAGUAUGAAAGUGCAAUUGUAGCGAACAAGACGCUACAAUUAAUAGAUCUGAUUUGAAGUGUUGAUUUUUUUUAUGUUCAUUCUUUUCGUUGACCAACCUAACAUAUGAUAUUUGUAGUUUAAGAUUUUUCACAUUUUUUUAAUUGUUUUGUUUAGCAUUAUUUUAACCUUUUUUUGUUACAAAAACAAAAUCACUUUACAAUUUCGAUACAAAUUAUAUUUACUUUCAAAUGAAAAUUAAUUGAAAAUUACAUUGAUUUUAUAAAUAAUUUUAUUUAUCUCAAAUACUAUUGGUCAAAGAGAUAAUUAGUAACAACUUACAUAUAUUAUCACUAUUUUUUUAAUAUGUAUUAAAAAUAUCAAAAUGACACUUAUUUAGAAACAUAAUGAAUACUCUCUCUCCCUCAGUCCCUAAAAGAUUGAUAUUCUAGUUUUUUCAUACAUUUUAAUAAAACACAUUAAAUUUAAAUAAAUUUUUAUGUUUAUCUUCUUUCCAUAAUUUUAAGCCAAUAAAAAAUCAAAUAGUGCAAUUAAAAUUUGAGAAAAAGACUAAAAUAGCACUAAACCAAGUUUAUGUU
Molecule: messenger RNA, 3187 nt
Organism: Brassica rapa (field mustard)
Lineage: Eukaryota; Viridiplantae; Streptophyta; Magnoliopsida; Brassicales; Brassicaceae
Product: zinc finger protein AZF1
Biological process (GO): regulation of DNA-templated transcription
Cellular component (GO): nucleus
Molecular function (GO): DNA-binding transcription factor activity; transcription cis-regulatory region binding
Source: RefSeq, a predicted model, not a curated record